This is a messenger RNA of Gallus gallus (chicken), 4186 nucleotides long. It is a transcript of the gene STK32C, whose product is annotated as serine/threonine kinase 32C. Gene Ontology annotation, molecular function: G protein-coupled receptor kinase activity; G protein-coupled receptor binding; ATP binding. Gene Ontology annotation, biological process: regulation of signal transduction; protein phosphorylation; G protein-coupled receptor signaling pathway. NCBI's taxonomy places the organism in Eukaryota, Metazoa, Chordata, Aves, Galliformes, Phasianidae. The record is from RefSeq and is a predicted model, not a curated record. The transcript has 11 exons. The coding region runs from base 202 to 1488 and encodes 428 amino acids.
CAUGGCUUGUGGGUAACGUCUGCAUUGCCCCUCCAUGAAGCCUUACGGGGAAGCUGGGUGACAUCCCGUGGUAGCUGCAGAUGGAAAGCCUCCACUCCUGAUUUGCUCAAUGCAGGAGCCGGCCAGGAGAGCUUUUCCUGAGGUGUUUUUAUGUGCUGGCUGUGUUAGAUCAGAUGUGAUUUAUGUCAGUGCAAUACAGGAAUGAGAUCCAUUUGGAAAGAAAAUAAUUGUGCAAGGCCAGCUUUGAGCACUCGCCCAGCUUUCCUGGCUUUGAGUUCCCUUCCCUGGCGCACGGAGGGCUGGCCCUGCUCCCAGCUGCUGUGCACCACUUCUGCAGCCUUGCACAAGGUGUGUAUUGUGCAGAAGAGAGACACCGAGAAGAUGUACGCCAUGAAGUACAUGAACAAGCAGCAGUGCAUCGAGAGGGACGAGGUCCGCAACGUGUUCCGGGAGCUGGAGAUCCUGCAGGAGAUUGAGCACGUGUUCCUGGUGAACCUCUGGUACUCCUUCCAGGACGAGGAGGACAUGUUCAUGGUGGUGGACCUGCUGCUCGGCGGGGACCUGCGCUACCACCUGCAGCAGAACGUGCAGUUCACGGAGGAGACGGUCAGGCUGUACCUCUGUGAGAUGGCCCUGGCACUGGACUACCUGCGCAGCCAGCACAUCAUUCACAGAGACGUAAAACCAGACAACAUUCUCCUGGAUGAGCAAGGUCACGCACACUUAACAGAUUUUAAUAUUGCAACAAUAAUUAGGGACGGUGAAAGAGCAACUGCGCUAGCUGGAACAAAGCCAUACAUGGCUCCGGAGAUUUUCCAUUCCUUCCUGAGCGGCGGCACGGGUUACUCCUUCGAGGUGGAUUGGUGGUCGCUGGGAAUCAUGGCUUACGAACUCCUCCGUGGCUGGAGGCCGUAUGACAUCCACUCCAACAACCCGGUGGAGUCCCUGGUGCAGCUGUUCAGCACCGUCAGCGUUCAGUACUCAUCCACGUGGUCAAAGGAGAUGGUUGCUCUGCUACGAAAGCUGCUGACGGUGAACCCCGAGCACCGCUUCUCCUGCCUGGCUGACAUCCAGACGUCAGCAUAUCUGUCUGCCGUGCCCUGGGGCGAUGUCUGCCAGAAGCGCCUGGAGCCGGGCUUCGUCCCCAACAAGGGCCGCCUGCACUGCGACCCCACCUUCGAGCUGGAGGAGAUGAUCCUGGAGUCCCGGCCUCUGCACAAGAAGAAGAAGAGGCUGGCGAAGAACAAAUCGCGGGACAACAGCAAGGACAGCUCGCAGUCCGAAAAUGACUAUCUCCAAGAAUGCCUUGAAGCUAUCCAGCAAGAUUUUGUCAUCUUUAACAGAGAGAAGCUGAAGAAGAGCCAGGAGCAGACGAGCGAGUCCGUGUCUGCCCCUGAGACCACCGCUGAGGCCGAGACAGAGGCUGAGGCCGAGACCUCCAACCUGACCAUGUGCAGCUCCGUGUGCUCCUCGGCGGGCAGCAGCUAAGCUGAGGCCGCCCUGCUGCCGCACACUCCCGCCUGCCCUGGGUUGCACUGAGUGCCACCGGCAGCGCCCGCAGCACCCGGCACAGCAGCUCGUCCCACAGCGUUGUAGCAAAACAGUUGUCGCAGAGCUGAGCUCUGGAUUUACACAGGCACCAGUUCCACACACUGAGGUGCUGCCGUGGGUAAGGAUACUCGCUAUGCAACUUGUCGGAGGAAGGAGACCUAUUUCAUUACUUGUGCUUUUUUAAUGUCAGAUUGCCGAUCUGGUUUUAAUACAAUGCGAUGGCAGCAUGGGAAGUUACAUCUCCGACAUGGGAAGCCAGCAGGAGGAAGGCUGCAUGGGUGGCUCACACUGUGUGAGGCACUGCUGCAAGCGAAGGCUGCGUGGGGCCGAGCGCUCCCACUGUGAGUUGGGGCUGCUUCUGCUGCAGCCACAGCUGGGAGCGGGGAUGGCCCUGCAGCUCAGGGAUGGCCCUGCAGCUCAGGGAUGGCCCUGCAGCUCAGGGAUGGCGUAGGCACACUGUUGUCCCCUCACCACUGCCAGUGUCUUUCCUGACUUGGGGUAAAUAACUUUUUUGCGCUCUUCUGGGGCUGGGGAAUGGUGAAAUACGUGAUCAAUAUGUAAAGUGUAUUUCAGAUACUUGCUUCCUUCACGUAGCUGCUGUGAGCGGCAGGAGCCGUGCGGCACAUGGGACCGUUUGGGCUCUGCGUGCCCGGGUUUGGGGGAUGCAUUUUGUCACAGGUUCAGGUUUCUUUGGAAGCCGUUCGUGACCUUCCAGUACUGCUUGGCCAUGGAAGGAGGGCAGUGUCUUAACUUACCCUUCCGUUUCCUUUAUUUUCAGUGUAAAGUAGAAGUGCUGUACAUAAUUUACCGAAACCUGUUUUUAUCUCCUCAGUGGGGGUUGCCUUUCUCCUGCUUUCAGAGGCCUUCACUCUGUCGGCUGCUCAAUCUGCUGCCUCGUGGCUUUUGGUUACUGUUGUUAAACAUGGGCUGUGGGUUCUGCCGCUACACGAAACCGUAGUGAUGCACAGAUUGAUCUCAGUGGCGUUCACCCUAAAGGUAGCGACACGUGUUUGCUGGCAGCUGCUGAGGAGGUGGCGGGGUUUGCGUCCCCGUUCUGUAUUCGUAACACAAAAAUGCAUAGAAGAGGUUUUAACAGAUGCAGACUCCUUUAGGACAAACGCUGCUGCGUUUUGAGUUUCUGCGGAUGAAACAGAACGGCUUCACCGUGUGCAGUUAUUUCAUAUGGAAGAUGACAGUAGACGUUUAUUUUCCACAGUUUUAUGUGGAGAUCAGUAAGUGACUGUUUGUGCAGAGCCACACGUUCAUGAAGGGGCAGCAGAGGCUCGAGGUGCACGGACAGACCUCAGCACCGGGCGUGCAGUGAUGGGUGGGGGUAGCUCUGCUCACAGCCCCGUGGGGCGGCCCAUCUGAGCACUGCCUGCAGCCCUGCUCGCACCGCUGUGCCCACACGCCUGCCUUUUCCACGGCGCUCCCCAGCCCUGUCCCACUGACCGUCCCUUUUCCCCCUGCACGUCACGCAGUGCCUGCAGUGGCCUCAGGCAGUGCCCAGCAGGGUGAGGUGGGAGGCACACACGUGGGGAGGACAGACUGCGGACUGUGUGUGUCUGCCCCGGUGCCUUCUGCUUCUGCUCCUUGCUCACGAGGACAGGUGACGUGGCAGACUUCGGGAGCACUGUGUGGUCAGGUCACUGUGAGUACAGCAUCACCCGGGUACUCGAUUCCGGCCGUGCGUGGAUGUGUGUUUUGCCCACUGCAGAGCACGUUCUAUUGCUGCCCAUUUAUGUAUGCACAGACGCAGGAGAUGGAACUGAAAGCAAAGAGUAAUUGUGAGAAGGAAGCACAGCAAUAGUGCGUCAGUCCCACGUUGUCAUGGCCGGGAGCGCAGCUGUGCUGGGCUGUGGGGCUGUGCUCAGCACAGGGGCUGUGAUGGCUGCACCGCCAAAGCCCUGAGCCCUUCUGUCCAUCCUCUCUGUGGCGCCUGGGGCGGUGCUGCUGUGAGCAGAGCUCACGGGGAAGCUCGAGGCGCUGCCGUGCCCAGACCCCAACGCAGAGCCUGCAGGAGUCGGUGCGGCGCUGCUUUACAUCUCCGCACUAACGUUCUGUAUAUACCUAUUUAAAUACGUGUAUCUUUUGUAUGACAGAUUUAUACAGGGAGUGCCGUUAUCCGCUGUGAGACGUCUCCAUCACCUAUGAAUUAUUCUCCUUGAAUUCUCGCCAUAAGAUUCUUUUCUUAUUGCUGUUGUAUUUGGGACUUUUGCAGAAUUGCAUAUUUUCAAGCGUUUCCAUUGAGUUCCACAGGCUUUGCUGGGAAUUUUGGGUAGAAAGCAAUGCCAGGUCAGGUCCGGAUGGGUCUUUUGCUGCCAAUUCUUCAUCACUCUGCACCUUGGCGAGAAGAGAAUAGGAGUAACAUGAAUGAGGUAACACGAACUCGAGGUUGGACAGUGCUGAAACCCUGAUGCCUUGGUAGGGAGUAUUUUUAAAGUAUCUCCAUGUAAACUGGAUAGGUAAAGUAUACCUCUGUAUUUUAUGUUGAGAUCUUUCUGUAAUUUAUUGCACAGCAAUACUGCCAUGUCACGGAGCGUUUUAGUUAGGACAACAAAUUUGUGUUUCUGCAGACACUGCAAGAAGCCAUUGCCUACGUGGAGUAAUAAAUGUGUAUUUUUAACAUUGCCAA